UAUCAACUUCAGUAUCUGAACUCAGAAUUGUUCUUCUGGGUAAAACUGGAUCAGGAAAGAGUUCAACGGGAAACACCAUCCUGGAUCUGCAGUACUUUGAGACGGGAGAUUCACAAGAGUCAUUUACUGAAACUUGUGAGAAAGGAGAAGUGAGGAUUGAUGAAAGGAGCAUCUCAGUCAUUGACACUCCAGGCCUGUUUGAUACAACACUGUCGCACAAGAAAAUGAAGAAUGAAAUAAAGAAGUGUGUGGAGAUGUCUGCUCCUGGUCCUCAUGUGUUUCUGCUGGUCAUUAGAGCGGGGAGAUUCACAGAAGAAGAGAAAAACACAGUGAAAUGGAUUCAGAAGAACUUUGGAGAAGAAGCUGCACGUUACACCAUCAUUCUGUUCACUCACGCUGAUCAUCUGAGGGGGAAGCCAUUACAGGAGUAUCUUAGUGAAAACGAUGAUCUCCAGGGUCUUGUUAUUCAGUGUAAUGGCAUAUAUCACUCAUUCAAUAAUGAAGACAUUGAGAAUCGCUCUCAGGUCACUGAACUGCUGGAGAAGAUUGAGAGGAUGUUAGAGAUAAAUGGAGGACAGAUUGGUAAGCUUAUGUCUUUGUCUUUGAAACAAAUUAUCACAGUUUCAUAUUGGUCUGGAAAACCUCGGAUUGUGCUGCUGGGUAAAACUGGAUCAGGAAAAACCAGUGCUGUUGAAACCAUUGUGGGCCGAGAGAGUUUUACUAAAACCUGUCAAAUACAUGAAGCUUGUGUUGAUGGAAAGAACAUGAAAAUAAUCAACACUCCAGGACUGAUUGAUGCACCAGCAGAGAAGAUGAAAGCUGAAUUAGAGAAGUGUGUCCACAUGUCUGCUCCUGGUCCUCAUGUGUUUCUGCUGGCCAUCAGACUCGAUAACAGAUUCAAAGAUGAGGAGAAGGAAAUUGUGAAAUGGGUCCAGAACAACAUUGGUAUAGAUGCUCUACGUUACAGCAUCAUUCUGUUCACUCACACUGAUAAUCUGAGGGGGAAACCAUUAGAUGAUUGUAUCAGAGAAAGGGUGUAUAAGACAAAGUCACUGGUUAACAGUAAUGGCAGAUAUCAAGCAUUCAACAUCGAGGCACUCAGAGACCCUAACCAUAAUCAGGUCAAAGAGCUGCUGGAGAAGAUUGAAAACAUAGCAGAGGAAAAUGAAUGGGGGUACUACACAAAUGAGUGGUCUUCAGAAAUGAUCAAAC
This is a messenger RNA of Sinocyclocheilus grahami, 1212 nucleotides long. Its product is annotated as GTPase IMAP family member 8-like. The transcript is spliced from 2 exons. Gene Ontology annotation, molecular function: GTP binding. The annotation marks the transcript as partial. Lineage: Eukaryota; Metazoa; Chordata; Actinopteri; Cypriniformes; Cyprinidae. The record is from RefSeq and is a predicted model, not a curated record.